CAAAAUCACCAUCUCUCUCUCCUCAUGGAAUCAUCGAAUCAGGAAGCCGGUGUCGACCUCGCCAGUGAUCAGCCAUGCCAAGAAAAAGAGAAACCGUCAAAGAUUUAUCAGUGCAAGUUCUGUGACAAGAAGUUUAGUUGCCCGAGAGCGCUCGGAGGCCACCAAACAACUCAUCGGAUUGAGCGUGAGCAAGGCAUGAAGGAAAAGCUAACAGGCAACGCAGGCAACGAAGCUAACGCAAAGCAGUGCAAGUUCUGCGAUAAGAAGUUCGCUUGCCCCAGAGCACUCGGAGGGCACCAAACCCUUCAUAGAGACGAACGCGCACAUGCCAAGAAGGUGAAGCUCACGGCCAAUGCGGUGGAGGAAGCAAAUAGAGGGCAAGCGACGUCGUCGACGAUGCUGGAUGAAGUUACGAGUAAUCUGACGUGCGUUCAGGAGGCGGAGGAGGAGAAGAGGGGAUUGGUGACGAUCAAUUUUCUCCUGAGCGAUUCAAGGUUUGCUCAAGAGGAGGAGGACAGAGAGCGAGCAGCGACGACGACGGAUGAAGCUGCGAGUAAUUCAGGGCGUGUUCGGGAGAUGGAGAAGGAAUACAUAGAACUAGAUCUGACCCUCAGGCUUUAGAAAGAUGUGUUAUCUUGAAUUGUUACAUAAAUGGAGCAGUAUUUUUUUCUUCUUUUCA
This is a messenger RNA of Asparagus officinalis (garden asparagus), 679 nucleotides long. RefSeq names its product zinc finger protein ZAT9-like. NCBI's taxonomy places the organism in Eukaryota, Viridiplantae, Streptophyta, Magnoliopsida, Asparagales, Asparagaceae. The coding region runs from base 25 to 621 and encodes 198 amino acids. The record is from RefSeq and is a predicted model, not a curated record. Gene Ontology annotation, cellular component: nucleus. Gene Ontology annotation, molecular function: transcription cis-regulatory region binding; DNA-binding transcription factor activity. Gene Ontology annotation, biological process: cytokinin-activated signaling pathway; gibberellic acid mediated signaling pathway; trichome morphogenesis. The transcript has a single exon.